AUGCUUUGCAUAGAUAAUUUGCUGAUAAAUUUCUAUAUACAGAUGCGCAUAUGCAUACCCAUGACUGAGCAACAACAUAAUCAUAGCAACAGAAACAAUGAAAGCAUAGGAUCGAAUCAUACUGAGAAUAUGGAGCACCUGAGGCAUAGGCACAAUGUUGACAGUGAUACAGAUGUCAGUGGUACAAGUGCCAUCACCGGAAACGCUGCUGAUUCCAGCAACACUCAUACAGGCAGCAUAUAUGCACUUGGCAAUACAAUAUAUAACACAAUGUGUGCCCAUACACAUACAGCACAGCAUUACACACUUAGGUACAUUCAUAAGUGCAUGCAAAGCAUACGUGAAUGCAUGCACAAUAUCCGGUAUGUAUCAGUGCCUGCGGAUGGGUCACAAAGCAUACCUCUGCACAUUCCACGCAGCAUGCUGUAUGCUGUUGCAAACAGAGCGAUACCAGAUAUUGCGCUUGCGGUGGCAGUCCACCAAGUAUGCGUGCUGUUACGCAUAGUGUCUGUGGCAAAUGCAGCGGCGGUUAUUGUGAAUGUGAUGUCUUUUGUGCUGCCUUUAGUGAAUGCAGUGUAUGUGGUAUAUGUAUCUGUUAACAGUAUGGCUCGUGUGAGAAGUAAUGAAAUAAUAACUGCCGAUGCAAGCAAUGAUACUGCAAGUGCAAAUACUCACGCAAUGAUAAUGAUCAGAAACAUACCGAUUCUACCUGUCACGCUAAUAGUUAUUACUAUUAUGUAUAUAUCAAUACAUAACAGCACACGCAAUAUUGAGCCGAUGUUGAUAGGACUUAUGGCGAUGCAGUGCAUGUGCUCACAAUGUAUAAUAGUGUUUGGCGGAGAUGUGUCGAAUACGACAGCGGUGGGUGUUCUUAUAUGUACGGUACUGUAUACCGCAGGAAUGGGCAUAAGCAAACGAGCAAUAAGUAGCAAUACAAGCAGUAGUAAUGCAGUGGUGAGCAGGUUAGUGGCAAAUGCAGGAACAAUAGGCAAGUGUAUUGCAAUGGCAAGUGGGCUAGCAAUGAUUAUGAUAGUCAAGCACAGCAUACAUACAGACAUGAGAUCACAAUAA
Ordospora pajunii is the source of this 1071-nucleotide messenger RNA. RefSeq lists its product as uncharacterized. NCBI's taxonomy places the organism in Eukaryota, Fungi, Microsporidia, Ordosporidae. Bases 1 to 1071 code for a protein of 356 amino acids. The record is from RefSeq and is a predicted model, not a curated record. The transcript has a single exon.